Molecule: messenger RNA, 168 nt
Organism: Gongylonema pulchrum
Lineage: Eukaryota; Metazoa; Nematoda; Chromadorea; Rhabditida; Gongylonematidae
Source: the annotation of a GenBank genome assembly
AUGUUCAGAUUUGCCCGGAAGCUCGAUCCCGAGCAGCUGUUCACACGCCAGGAGAAAAUUGGACGCGGUUCAUUUGGCGAAGUCUUCAAAGGAAUUGAUAAUCGUACCGGGCAGGUUGGAAUUCUUUUCGUUCACCAAAUAUCAGUUUAUGCGUUUUUGUGUUUUUGA